CGCGUUGCAAGAUCCAUCUCUUCAUUUACUCCAUAUUUUCUUAUCAAUUUUAAUUCACAUUUGAGCAGCAACCAUUCCCGUCGAUGGUCACCACAACAUCGUCUAUCCGGUCAAACCGGGCUGCUCGUCUCGAUGACGCAGACAGAGACAGUCACGUAGACGAGACCACCGCUCUCCUGUCACCCAACAGACACACAGACGCUGCCGCCAAUGCUGACCAUGCGGCAGCUGACGAGGACGACAAGCCUCUGCCCAAAAUUCAAAUCCUGCUACUCUGCUACGCCCGGGUCAUUGAGCCGCUCGCCUUCUUCUCCAUCUUCCCCUAUGUCAGCCAAAUGGUCCAGGACAACGGGGACGUGCCUGACUCCGAUGUCGGCUUCUACAGCGGGCUGAUCGAGUCCCUCUUCUCCCUGACGCAAGCGAUCAUCAUGAUCUUCUGGGGCCGGCUGGCCGACCGCGUCGGACGCAAGCCGGUGCUGGUCGUCUCGCUGUUCGGCGUGACCCUGGCGACGGGCCUCUUUGGGCUUGCCCAGUCGAUCCCGCAGAUGAUUCUCUUCCGGUGCUUGGCCGGGGUCUUCGCCGGCACCAUCGUCACCAUCCGCACCAUGGUGGCCGAGCACAGCACGAGCAAGACGCAAGCCCGUGCCUUCAGCUGGUUCGCCUUCAGCGGGAACCUGGGCAUCUUCCUGGGCCCUCUGCUGGGAGGGAGCCUGGCCGACCCCGUCCGCCAGUACCCUGGGGUGUUUGGGCAGGUCGGCUUCUUCGCGGACUACCCGUACGCGCUCUCGAGCCUGGUCGUGGCGAUGAUCGGGGCAACCGCUGCCGUGUCGAGCGCGCUGUUCGUCCAGGAGACCCUGACACGGGAGCCUGCUGCGGCCGCUCCACCCGGAGAGGCGACGGCCCCGGUCGCAAACCGCAACCACCCCGAGGACCUCUCAACGGGGGAGCUCCUGCGAGCGCCCGGGGUGGGGAUGGUCAUCUACACCUACGGCCACAUCAUGGUGCUCGCGUUUGCCUACACGGCGAUCGUCCCGGUUUUCUGGUUCACGCCGGUGCAGCUCGGUGGAUACGGCUUCACGCCCCGACAGAUUUCGUUGAUGAUGGGGCUGAACGGCGCCGCGCAGGCGGCCUGGCUGCUGCUGGUCUUCCCGCCCUUGCAGAAGCGCAUCGGGUCGAACGGGGUGAUUCGGUUGUGCGCCUACGCCUACCCGUUCUUCUUCCUGGCCUGCCCGGCGGGCAAUGCGCUGCUGCGCCAGGGGAGUGACGCCGCCGUCACGGUAUUCUGGGUCUUCCUGCCGGUGGCACUCGUGCUGGGGUGUGGCGUCAGUAUGAGUUUCACCGCCAUCCAGCUCGCGCUGAACGACAUCGCCCCCUCGCCGCGGGUCUUGGGCACGCUGAACGCGCUGGCCUUGACGGGCGUGAGCGGACUGCGGGCGUUUAACCCGGCCCUGUUUACGACAUUGUUUGCCCUGGGGGCAAGGACACAGUUAGCGGGAGGAUAUGCCAUUUGGGUGCUGAUGAUUGUGCUGGCGAUGGGGUUGUCGGUUGCCGCGCGGUAUUUGCCGGAGCCGGAGCAGGAGGUGCGCAAGCGACAGGGGCGCGAUACCGAGGCCUGAGGUCGAGUAGUGCCUUCGUCAACCGACUUGAACAUGGUCUCUCUUAUACGCAGACCCGGUAUCCGAUAAUUAGAGUGCAUACUUGGAAAAAGUCAACAUGUUAGAGGACUGGACAUACCUCAAUCAUCACGUGAUCAAUAAAUACGAGUUUAUCCAAGACUGAACAAUUCAAGCCCAUCAAUCAAGCAGCAAUGCAUUGUACUUAAUCAAUACCGAUUCAAUUGGGCUCUCGAAUCCCGCAACCUCCGCCCACUAUAUGGUGCACAACAAUUGAAGCCAAGCCCGACCCGUGUCUCAGUCUGACUGCUUGGCAGGGGUAGGGAUGAUAGGCUAGACUGGAAGGGGGGUUCGUUGGCGGCUAGCAAGACCCUUAAUCUGCUCCAUUGUACAGACGGAGCUAGGGCUGUUCCCUGU
Messenger RNA from Aspergillus saccharolyticus JOP 1030-1, 2030 nucleotides. Its product is annotated as MFS transporter. Gene Ontology annotation, biological process: transmembrane transport. The transcript has a single exon. The coding region runs from base 84 to 1616 and encodes 510 amino acids. The record is from RefSeq and is a predicted model, not a curated record. Lineage: Eukaryota; Fungi; Ascomycota; Eurotiomycetes; Eurotiales; Aspergillaceae. Gene Ontology annotation, molecular function: transmembrane transporter activity.